Messenger RNA from Lycium barbarum (goji berry), 303 nucleotides. Its product is annotated as high mobility group B protein 2-like. Bases 1 to 303 code for a protein of 100 amino acids. Lineage: Eukaryota; Viridiplantae; Streptophyta; Magnoliopsida; Solanales; Solanaceae. The record is from RefSeq and is a predicted model, not a curated record. The transcript has a single exon.
AUGAACGAGUUCAGUAAGCAGUUUCCUGAGAUGAAUCUAAGCAUCGAAUCUAUCGUCGCUAUCGGGAAUGCUGGUGAAGGCAGGUGGAAGCAGAUGUCAGACACUGAGAGAAUUCCUUAUAUAGCAGAGGAAGAGAAAAGGAAGCUGGAAUAUGAAAAGAGAACGAAUGCUUAUAGUAGGCUCGUGGCUGUUGUAGAUACCGAAGAAGAGAAAUCUGACAAGUCAAGGUCCGAGUUUGAUGACAAAGAGGAAAGUGGAGAGGAAGAGGAUGACGACGACUUGUGUAAUAUAUCCUAUGUAUGA